Molecule: messenger RNA, 876 nt
Organism: Neomonachus schauinslandi (Hawaiian monk seal)
Lineage: Eukaryota; Metazoa; Chordata; Mammalia; Carnivora; Phocidae
Gene: LRRC38
Product: leucine rich repeat containing 38
Exons: 2
Cellular component (GO): voltage-gated potassium channel complex
Molecular function (GO): transmembrane transporter binding; potassium channel activator activity; voltage-gated potassium channel activity
Source: RefSeq, a predicted model, not a curated record
CCCGCCGGCGGCGCCGCGGCGCUCGGGCUCUGCAGCCUCCUCCUGCUGCCGCUGCUCCGGCCCGGGCACGCGUGCCCCGCGGGCUGCGCCUGCACCGACCCGCACACCGUGGACUGCCGCGACCGCGGGCUGCCCAGCGUGCCCGACCCUUUCCCCCUGGACGUGCGCAAGCUGCUGGUGGCCGGCAACCGCAUCCAGCACAUCCCCGAGGACUUCUUCAUUUUCUACGGCGACCUGGUGUACCUGGACUUCAGGAAUAACUCGCUGCGCUCACUGGAGGAGGGCACGUUCAGCGGCUCGGCCAAGCUGGCCUUCCUCGACCUCAGCUACAACAACCUGACCCAGCUGGGCGCCGGCGCCUUCCGCUCGGCCGGGAGGCUGGUCAAGCUGAGCCUGGCCAACAACAACCUGGCGGGCGUGCACGAGGACGCCUUCGAGACCCUGGAGUCGCUGCAGGUGCUGGAGCUCAACGACAACAACCUGCGCAGCCUCAACGUGGCCACCCUGGCCGCCCUGCCCGCGCUGCGCAGCCUGCGCCUGGACGGGAACCCCUGGCUCUGCGACUGCGACUUUGCCCACCUCUUCUCCUGGAUCCAGGAGAACACGUCCAAGCUGCCGAAAGGCGGUGAGGAAAUCCAGUGCUCCCUGCCCCCGGGAAACAGGCGGAUAUUCCUGCAUGAGCUGUCCGAGGCCAGCUUCAGCGAGUGCAGGUUCAGCCUGUCACUCACAGACCUGUUCAUCAUCAUCUUCUCCGGCGUGGCCGUGUCCAUUGCUGCCAUUAUUUCUGGCUUCUUCCUGGCCACCGUGGUGCAGUGCUUCCAGAGGUGCGCGCCCAACAAGGACCCGGAAGACGAGGACGAGGAUGAGGACGACUGA